UGCAGAUCCCUCUCUGGGGGUGGGUUUCAGAGCAGUGUCCUCGGAGGGCAGAGCUGGAGUGUUGUCAGAGCUUUUCUCUUUUAGCUGCCUGGUUUCUCUGUUCUUCAGUGCUGAGGGAGGGCAGUGAAAAGGAGGCAAACAAUGAGCAGCCCCUGUGUGACCUGAUGCAGACUUGCAAGGGAUACAGUCUGGAGGUCUGUCUGAGAUCUGGGAAGGGUGUCCUGGCUUCUGAAAGCCACUGGAAUUAUGAAAACAUUUAGAAACUGCCACGAGCUCCGUCACGUGGGUUUGUGCCCCAGGAAAUGUGUCUGUUCCUUGCUUUUGGCUUGCUGUAAAAUCAAACGGGAAGGUGACUUUUAGAGGCACCUCUUUCACACCUGGAAUGAAGAGUUACUGUUUCUGCUGACCCAGGGGGCGAAACAAAGCAAACUAGAAAGAGUAAGGUCAGGUUUGCUGCUCUCAGAAACCACGAGCUGACCGUGGGGAGUGCCUGGAUCGGGUAGAAAUUAAUUACUUUUCUACAUGUCUGAUAAAUACCGGCAUUGUUACAGCAUAAGGCAUUUUUCAAAUGAAGUUUUUAGAUUUCAGUUUUGCGGCUGAAUUGAAAAGACUUUGGUUCACUAAAAGCAGGUGUCAGCACUGCCACAGCACUGGCAGGAAGACUGUUCUAAACUCAGCUUUAGUUUGUAUAAGCAGAAAUUUUUUCCCCUGCUUGUAAGCAUUUAUAUUAAUUGAUGAAAAAUUACUUUAGUCAUCACUUUUCUAACUUCCUUGAGGAGAUCACCCUUCCUCCUUAAUUUCUCUUUCUUCUGGUUGACAAAUGAUCGUGCUUUUAUACAUGAGACUUGAAGUAAAAACAUCCAAAACAACUACUCAGUCAGCACGCUAAGUAGGAUGCUGAAAACCAAAAUUCAGUCUUGUCUGAUGUUGAAUUGAACUCAGAGCUGGCCUUGGAAGUUGCUUUCAGUUGUGUGGUAUUUAGCAAAUGAUUGCUCUCUGAUCCACCUUAAUAAGAAGCUGCUGGCAAGAAUACUGCAAGUCAUGUGGGGAGCGUUUUGGAAAAGUACCUUAAACUUUGAUAACAGCGUAGUAAGUUUAUCUCAGUGUUAUGGAAUACAAGCAGGUAGGAAUUGCCUCUGCACUGGAAUGCUGUGCAUUUGAAAUCAGUAGAGUUGCUGGAUGUCUGGUGUUUUUCAAAAGCGUGGUGAGAAAACUGUGGGAGUCUUGGAGGAAAACCCGGCUGUAAACUGUGAGGGAACUGUACUGAGAGUGCAGUGCAGGUGAGCUCAGGAGGAGCCUCUUACAGCCACCAGCACGCUGAUGGGGGGGUGGAGGGGUGUUUGGGUGUUUGUUCUGUCAUUUUUAUCCAUUUCUCCGUCUGACCCCAGGAGUGGAGUCAGCAGGUCAGAUUUUCUUUCAGCUCUGUGUUUGCAUCAGGUGGUUCAUUCCAUCCUGGCGUAGCCACUGUGUCCCCACUGUGGAGGGUCCCUGGGGGCAAAAAAGUGUAAUUUGUUUCUUUUUCAAAGCCCCACACAUCUGAGUUAAUGGCAGUGUGGUUGCAUUUGCACUUUGUACUUACUGGUGUUCUGUGUUGAUUGCUCCUUUGCCUUUAAAAGUGCCGUUGUUUCUUGUUUUGAAUGGUGUUCCAUCAUUGAUAAGGUUGCCUGUUUCUGUCAAUAUUUAGAGCCAACACAGCCAAGAGCUUCAGCUGGUCUGGCCUUGUGUGUCAGCAGGAUGGUUUGUCACGUUCCGUUGCCGGGGAUCCCUUGCUGCUGGUGAUGGGUGAGCCUGCACAAACACAGCUUCCCUUGCACAUCCCAGGCUCCUCUUUAGCCCACUGUCCUGAAGACAAGGGGUUCUGGCUGACCAGGAGUCUCUGUUAGCAGUUCAGGUUGGCUGGAGAAUGGAAGGUGUUGAGUUCAAGGAAGAAUGGCAAGAUGAAGAUUUCCCAAGGCCCCUGCCAGAGGAUGACCCUGUUGAGUCUGAAACGUUGGCUGCAGCUGGAACAGAAAGCCAGGCUGAGGUUAAUGGAACCAAAGUGAGGAAGAAACUAGAGGCUCCAGAGAUCAGCUUAAAUUUGGAUCCCAGUGAGGAAACUGUUUUGUCUGAUGACCUGGAUGAGAGUGGAGAGAUUGAUCUGGAUGAUAUAGAUACUCCUUCAGAAAACAGUAAUGAAUUUGAAUGGGAAGAUGAUCUUCCAAAACCCAAAACUACUGAUGUGCUGAGGAAGGGCUCCCUGGCCGAGUACAGGGAGGCAGAGGAGAAGGAUGACGGGCGGCGCUGGCGCAUGUUCAGGAUCGGAGAGCAGGACCACAGGGUGGACAUGAAGGCCAUCGAGCCCUACAAAAAAGUGAUCAGUCAUGGGGGUUAUUAUGGUGAUGGGUUAAAUGCCAUCGUUGUGUUUGCUGUUUGCUUCAUGCCUGAAAGCAGCCAGCCUAACUACAGAUACCUGAUGGACAAUCUAUUUAAGUAUGUGAUUGGCACUUUAGAGCUGUUGGUAGCUGAGAACUAUAUGAUAGUUUACCUGAACGGUGCAACCACACGCCGGAAAAUGCCCAGUUUGGGCUGGCUCAGGAAGUGUUACCAGCAGAUUGACAGAAGGUUAAGGAAAAAUCUGAAAUCACUGAUUAUAGUUCAUCCUUCUUGGUUCAUCAGAACACUCCUGGCCAUCACAAAACCUUUUAUUAGCUCCAAAUUCAGCCAAAAAAUCAGGUAUGUCUUCACCCUGGCAGAGCUAGCUGAGCUCAUCCCCAUGGAGUACGUUGGCAUCCCCGAGUGCAUCAAACAGUAUGAAGAAGAAAAGUUUAGAAAGAAACAGAAAAGAGUUGACCAAGAGCUGAAUGGAAAACAAGAGCAGAAAAGUGAACAGUAAGUUUGGAGUGCAAACAAGACUGAAGAAUAUGCAGAUGGGAUGAUGCUGUUUCCAUUUCCAAUGUGUUCUCUGUGUAUGUAUCAUAUAACCUGUUGCAAAAGGUGCUUUGGACUAGCACAAGAACUGCUUCCUGCUGUACUGGUUUGUCUUGACUUUAAUAGCUGUUUAUGUACUCGUUUUAUACUGCAAAAUGUCGAAGAACCCUGUGUUUUUCAGAGGAUGUUCUUGCAAUUGUUUAUCUAAAUGAUGCAUGUCCUUCAGUAAAAUAUUUAUAUACCUAAAUGUUAAAGGAAAGAGAUAAUAUAUAUUUUUAUGACUGAGCAAUAUAUUGUGUGUACCUGCUGAAGGAGUUCAUUUGCAGGUAGGCAAGGCCAUAAGUUACUUGUUUUUACUGUAUAAAUCUGUUUUGCUGUAAAUGGUCAAGUGCAUUUCCUCAUUGUUGCAGAUAUAUUUGUUUGGUUAUUAACAAUCACAUGAAGUCUUUCACGAGUGCAGAGCCCCUUCUUUUGGCUCACACACCCAACUGAGGCUCCCUCCUUCCCCUCCCUGCAGGGAGGCUCCCUGGGCAGUGCCAGUGCCCUGUGCAGGGUGCAGAACUGCAGUUCUGGGAGCAUCAGGCUCUUGGCCAGGGGCUUCAAGGCUGAGCCACAACAGCAGCUGAACUGUUUGAAUGAUGGGAAGGUGUCAGAGCUUCCUCAGCUGAAGCUGUGCAUGCAGGCUCUGCUCAGCCCAUGCAGCCUGUCUGAGCUCCUGCUGGGAAGCCACUUCAUUGCAGUUCUUCCUGGGUGAGUCCUGCUUGGCCAUGGCAGGAACUCUGGUCACACUCAGUAGAACUUGGGAGUUAUACAGUUAUCCCAGCCAUAAUACCAUUGUUUUGGCAGAAGUAUGGGGAGUCUUGUGCUACCUGUGUCAUCCCUGGAGAUGAACCGGCUGUUUCUAAAGCUCUUAGUUCGGCACAUGAUGCAGCAUUACUUUACCUUUACAAAAGUGAUUUAAAGGUUGGUUUUUUCCGCUCUCCACAAUGGUGGUAAACCUGUGUCUGUAGGAGGUGUUCCUGGACACAUCACUACUGUUUAUACAUUUAUUGAGGCAAUCAUAAUGCAGUGGUGGAUAUGUUGGAGAAGUUUGUAACAUCUUCUGAUAAACAUUGCAAUUCCCUGGAAGGGCAGGUGCGUGCAAAUAAAUUCAUUCAGGAGUUGAGCAAUAUAAUGUUCUAGCAAAUAUAUUAAAUCUUUGCUUUCGGUGUUUACUGUGCUCACAAUUUUGUCUUUGCCAAAAAAUACCACUUCUCAAUGACACCUGAAGUUCAUGUUACUCAGUUACACUAUUAGAAAAAAUCUGGUUGUGUCCCAGCAGAUUGCUGCCUGACACUGCUAAACAGCAGCUGAGAGAGAGCUCUGGGCUCAAGACUUAGCAAUUAAGAACCCAUCUGCUGUCUCCAGUGAUGCCUGUACAGACUGGGAGCAUACUGCUGGCAGGUGAGGGCAGCUUGCCGUGUCUCUGGGAGGGUAAGUGUGCAGUUCAGGGCUGUCCCUCUGAGAUUUAAGUGCUUUUGUUACAGUAGUUUCAAAGAGAUGAAUAAACAGGGUGUACUUGUGUAAGAGGCAGUACCAGUGUCAAGGUGCCUUGCAUCCAUUCCCUCAGGUCUGGAUCUUGCUCUGAAGGCAGAGCACAAAUGCAGACAGUUUCUUUGGGCUGUCUUAUCUCCCGCUGCAGUGUCCAUGUUGACCCCAAUUAAUGUAAAGUCAGGUCAGUAAACUGGGCGCUUGCAGCCUUCUGAUGCUUGGACAGUGUGGUGUGUCUGUACAUGCAAACCUGAUUUUUCCUGGCUCUCUGUGGGUCCUAAGCCAAACAGGAAGCAUUCUGAUGAUCUCAUUUCCAUUUUUUCCUAUUUGACAAAAGGUUUCUUCUCAGAGGGGCUGCAGUUCUCUCUGCCCUGUUCCUCCCUGUGUACAGUGCAGUGUGGAGUAGCCAGUGCUCUGCAUGUGCCAUAUUUACCUAACUAUGGGAUUGUUGUGUUCCCUGCUGGCCAAGUGAGUCCCCAGUUCUGUGCUGCAGGAGUCUGAUUUCUUUUGGAGAUGUGUAUGUGCUUCCCAAAUGGCUUAUUUCUCCAGUGUAAGUUGUUGUGAGUGGAUACACGGCACAACAGCUCCCUAAAGAUAAGCAGCCUGAGAAAGAGGUGUACUAAAGAAUUAUCCCCCUCUGACUUCUUGCAGCUCAUCACUGAAUGGUGAGGUGGAUGUUUACAAAAAGCAAAAAGUGGUCCCAAAGUUAUGAGUAAUGUUUUGUCAAACUUAUCUUUUUUUGAAAUCUAUAAUAUGAUGUAAUAUAUUUUAAUAAUUAAAACCAUGAAAAGUUGGAAUGUCGUACUUUAAUAAAAAUUAUUUCAAAACUUGAAUAAA
Messenger RNA from Myiozetetes cayanensis, 5274 nucleotides. It is a transcript of the gene BNIP2, whose product is annotated as BCL2 interacting protein 2. Lineage: Eukaryota; Metazoa; Chordata; Aves; Passeriformes; Tyrannidae. Gene Ontology annotation, cellular component: cytoplasm. The record is from RefSeq and is a predicted model, not a curated record. The coding region runs from base 1904 to 2872 and encodes 322 amino acids. Gene Ontology annotation, biological process: apoptotic process. The transcript has 11 exons.